Molecule: messenger RNA, 1251 nt
Organism: Cheilinus undulatus (humphead wrasse)
Lineage: Eukaryota; Metazoa; Chordata; Actinopteri; Labriformes; Labridae
Product: ras-related protein Rap-2a-like
Exons: 1
Coding region: 81-707 (208 amino acids)
Molecular function (GO): GTPase activity; GTP binding
Source: RefSeq, a predicted model, not a curated record
UCUAGAGAAGAAAAUACAGACAAAAAGAGGAGAAAAUCUCAGAGAGAGUAGGGUUUCUUUCAGGUGUUUUUAGCAGCAGCAUGUCUAUCAAAAUGAAAGAGAAGACAGAGGUGCGUCUGGUGUUCCUGGGAGCCGCUGGAGUGGGGAAGACAGCCCUAAUCCAGCGAUUCCUCAAAGACACUUUUGAGCCCAAGCAUCGGCGCACGGUGGAGGAGCUCCACAGGAAGGAGUUUGAUGUCGGGGGCGUCAAAGUCACCAUCAACAUCAUGGACACGAGCGGCAGCUACUCCUUCCCCGCCAUGCGUAAGCUCUCCAUCCAGAACAGCGACGCCUUCGCCCUGGUCUACGCCGUGGACGACCCGGAGUCGCUCGAGGCGGUGAAGAGUCUGCGAGAUGAGAUCCUGGAAGUCAAAGAGGACAAGUACACGCCGAUAGUGGUGAUAGGUAACAAGAUCGACCGCCACAACGAGCGCCAGGUGUCCAGCGAGGAUGUGCUGUCCCGGGUGGAGCUCGACUGGAACAACAGCUUCCUGGAGUCGUCGGCUAAAGACAACGUGAACGUGCUGGAGGCGUUCAGGGAGCUGCUGCAGCAGGCAAACCUGCCCAGCUGGCUGAGCCCAGCGCUGUGCAGACGACGGGAGACUUUACCUAAAGAGAACAACAAACAACCGAUGCUGAACAAGACCAACAGCUGCCUCAUCUCGUAAAGACACAAAAAGAGGCUUAAGGAGAGGAGAGCUGCUGGAUCUGAGACUGACGGAGCUUUGUUGGUGAAAAAAACAAGAGACAGUGUGAUGUUUUUAAGGAGUAAACUCCUCUAAAGCAUCAGGGAAGCUGCGGAAAAGACAGACACAUUAUGAAGAAAUCAGCUUAAGGGCAUGGAAGAAUGUAGUGAAAAAGGGGGAAAGUAAACAGGCACUUGCUUUAUAUGAAUGUUAAAAAAUAAUAAUUUUGACCAUGCAGUAAAAGCUUAAAAUGCUCCAUUCUUUUUUAGAGACUUUAUGUUUUUCAUGAUGAUGGUAAAAAAGUGCAAUAACUGUGAUGCUUAUUCAUGCAAAAGUCUGUUUACAUAUGUCAAGAAUAAAGUGAACAACAGAUGGGUGUAUGUUUUAAAUACCAACACAUGAAAAAUGUUGUGGUGAAUUCUUGUCUUCUUUGUCUCUCUGUGUUUUAGGAGUAAGUUUUGUGUUGCUACAUCCUGUAAAAAUGUCAUUUAUUUUCCUUUUUUUGCCAUUAAACACUAUAUGAAUA